CUAUGUGGGCAAGCUGCUGUAAUUGGUUCUGUCUGGAUGGCUCUCCUGACGAGAUGCAGCCGCCGUCGCCACCAGGAGCCCGAGCCCAAGCCUACUCCAACCCCGGCUACAGCUCCUUCCCGUCGCCCACCGCUGCGGAGCAGAGCUGCAGGGCCUGCGGGCGGCACUUCGACAGCUUCUCCAGGAAGCACACCUGCUUGGACUGUAAGAAGAGUUUUUGUACGUCCUGCUCGAGCCAGCCUGAAGGCGGGCCCCUUCUCUGCCACCUCUGCCAGCGGUUCCGAGCCACGGCUUUUCAGCGGGAGGAGUUGAUAAAGAUGAAGGUGAAGGACCUGCGAGACUACUUGGCACUCCAUGAGAUUUCCACAGAGUUGUGUCGUGAGAAGGAGGACCUGGUCUUUCUGAUUCUCGGCCAGCAGCCUGUAAUUACGCAGGAAGAUCAGAUAAGAACAAAUCCAUUUAGUACUAGUGCCUCUGGACAGCAAGACUUUGUCAUUCUCCCACCGACCAGCACAGCGUCUUCUACCUCACAUGAUGCGCCUCCAGUGUCUGCAGAUCCCAUCUCAAGUUCACUAGCUCAGGAAAAUCAACAGGCAAAUGGGUACGUGCCUCCAAGCCCAGUCGAUCUGACAGGAGUUGAGAAUGCAGCAGAAGCACCAACAGAGGAGGAGACAGAGUCGACUGACUCAGAAGAUAACCUGGUGCAGGGGAGGAAGGCUUCUCUUUCGGAUCUAACGAGCGUCGGAGACAUCCAUGCACUCUCUGUGCGACAGCUGAAGGAAAUUCUUGCUCGCAACUUCGUCAACUACAAAGGCUGCUGUGAAAAGUGGGAGCUGCUAGAGAGGGUGACUCGUCUUUAUAAAGAGAAAGACCUUCAGCAUCUAGUUUCUGAUACAGACGAUCAAACUGGUGGUGCCGGGCUCCCCGGCAGGGAGGACAACCUCUGCAAAAUCUGCAUGGACGCCCCCAUCAACUGCGUCCUGCUGGAGUGCGGCCACAUGGUCACGUGCACCAAGUGCGGGAAGCGGAUGAGCGAGUGUCCCAUCUGCAGGCAGUACGUGAUCAGGGCCGUGCACGUCUUCAAGGCCUAA
Messenger RNA from Apaloderma vittatum (bar-tailed trogon), 1091 nucleotides. It is a transcript of the gene RFFL, whose product is annotated as ring finger and FYVE-like domain containing E3 ubiquitin protein ligase. Gene Ontology annotation, molecular function: ubiquitin protein ligase activity. The coding region runs from base 3 to 1091 and encodes 362 amino acids. The record is from RefSeq and is a predicted model, not a curated record. NCBI's taxonomy places the organism in Eukaryota, Metazoa, Chordata, Aves, Trogoniformes, Trogonidae. Gene Ontology annotation, biological process: protein K48-linked ubiquitination; proteasome-mediated ubiquitin-dependent protein catabolic process; negative regulation of extrinsic apoptotic signaling pathway via death domain receptors. The transcript is spliced from 6 exons. Gene Ontology annotation, cellular component: plasma membrane; cytoplasm.